AUGCACAAUUCCCUCUGGGACACCACGACCAUUUCCUACCCAGGAUGUGCUGCACAAUUGUUUUUGCUUCUCCUCUUCAUGGGAGCAGAGUAUUUCCUCCUGACCAUCAUGUGCUACGACCGCUACGUGUCCAUCUGCAAACCCCUGCACUACGGGAUCCUCAAGCUCUCCUGCUCCAAAUAUCACUUCAGGGAAUAUGGGCUCAUUGCAGUUAGUGCCUGUUUGCUAUUUGGUUGUUUUGUGUUCAUUGUUUUCUCCUAUGUGCAGAUCUUCAGGGCUGUUCUGAGGAUCCCCUCUGAGCAUGGACGGCAUAAAGUCUUUUCCACCUGCCUCCCUCACCUGGCCGUGAUCUCCCUGUUUGUCAUCACCAGCCCAAUUCACCACCUGAUGCCUCCCUUCAUCUCCUCCCAGUCCCUGGACCUGGCCCUGUCACUUCUGUAUUCGCUGGUGCCUCCAGCCUUGAACCCCCUCAUCUACAGCCUGAGGAACCAGGAGCUCAAGACUGAAGUGAGGAGACUGAUGACAGGAUGCUUUCAGAAACAUUAAA
Messenger RNA from Passer domesticus (house sparrow), 547 nucleotides. RefSeq names its product olfactory receptor 14C36-like. NCBI's taxonomy places the organism in Eukaryota, Metazoa, Chordata, Aves, Passeriformes, Passeridae. Gene Ontology annotation, biological process: G protein-coupled receptor signaling pathway. The transcript is spliced from 2 exons. Gene Ontology annotation, cellular component: membrane. Bases 1 to 546 code for a protein of 181 amino acids. Gene Ontology annotation, molecular function: G protein-coupled receptor activity; odorant binding; olfactory receptor activity. The record is from RefSeq and is a predicted model, not a curated record.